UUAUUCUGACCUCACUUCAGAAAAACAGUGUUAAAAACAACAACAGAACUGAAAGUUAGAGGUUGGAGAGUAACAAGAAAUACAUAAGUGCAUUUCAGCUUCCGGGAAUAGUUGGUCAAAAACAAUAUCCAGAAGCUAACUGUAAACUAUACUGAUAAAUCAUGCAAUAUGGCAUUACGAGCUGUUUCAAUAGUAAAUCUGGAGAGCAGUAUCAGAGCGGAGUUUGAUCGCCAAUAUGACACUAUACAACGAAAUCUUCAAGCGCAGAACGAGCGUCGACGUUCUUCUCAACCCCCGGCACGAAACAAUGACGAAGAAAACUCAAACCCCGAAUCAACUGAAAAUAGUCCAUCCCCCGAAGAAAUGACUGAAAAUGGCGACUUAGGAUGCGCUGACAGCCUAAGCGUUCCGAGCCCUACUCACCACGGGAGCAUGGACAUAUCCGUCGAGUGCCCCAAUUUCCCGACCUCACCUGACCUUCCCGAGCGGGAUGACGUCAGCGAUUCCAUAGAUCUCGACCGAGAGAUCGAAGAUUUAUCGACCGACAAUCGCAGACACAUGACAUGUUGCCAGUUUUAUCGCAACCACUGGAUUGGACAUCUUGUAACAGCUAUUCUAAGUGGAUUUUUAUUUGUACUAUUGGGAGUUAUCUUUCUUGUGAAUGGAGAACAGUUUCCCGUUUACGCUGGAAUUACCCUGAUAUUAUUAGGACUAGCACCAUGCUGCAUGGCUUUGAACAGGUACAGAUAUAUGCGUUUAUAUGAUCGAGAAAGACGACGAGCUGUUCGAAGGCUCGGUGCAUUGAGACGACUGCACAGAAGAAACAUGCGAGAUAAUCGGAGACAAGAGUUUUCAGAUCUUCCGCCUGCGUAUGAUAAUCUAGGAUAUGAUUUGUCUGGAGAAGAUUUUGAAAUAGUGAUUGAUGAUUCUCGCCGUUCAUCGUUCGUUUUACCAACGUAUGAUCAAUGUGUUAAGAAAAAAAUAAGCACUGAAGCGAAAGAACCUAUUACAAGUAACGUCACCAGUGUCGAUGACGUCAUAGCCAAUCAUCUGAACAACAACUAUAACGACAAUAAUAACAAUAUGAACAGUGAAUUCCGCCAAGAACCAGAAGAUUUGCCAGCAAGCGAUAUACAGAUUGAAAUCACCCCGCCAAAUGAAAAUGAGGACUUUGUGGUAAUUGAUAACGUAUCACAAUAUAACUCAACAGCAUCAUCUAGCGGAGAAGAAAAUGAUAAUAUCGAUGAUGGACAGCUGACCGCGGAUGAGGCGCCAAACAAUUCGGAUAACGAAACAACGAGAGUGUAAACUAAAAUAGAAAAAAAAAAAUUCUUUUUUAUUUCGUAUUCUUUUGACACUAUAAACCAGAGGUAGGCAAGUUUUUGAAUCAGUGGCAAAAAAUUUCAUACUGGCGGGCCAUGUGAGACGCAAAAAGUUACAUUUUAUGCGCAAUAUUUACACUGUUUCCAAAACAAAAAUGGAAAACAAUAAGCCUCUUGCCAAAACUAAUUUAAUCACAAUCUCAACAAAUUUCUUGAGCUAUUAUUUAGCUAAAACAUUAAAAUUUGAAUUUAGGUUGGUUGUGACAGCAUCAGGCGGGCCAGAUUGAAUUACCCAACGGUUUGGAUUUGGUAGUUUGGUAGUUUGUCCACCCCUGCUAUAAAAACGUUGUAAAUUGAGGCGCUAGAAGUCAUAUUUUAGAGUCGCAGAAAUAAAUCUAAAUUUAUAUACCUUUAUGCUAAUUCAGUGCUACUGAAAAUUUGUGUUUUCACAAACUAAUAGAAGAUUCAAAAAUUGCAAUUUUGAAAAAUUCGCAAUUAUUGUUAUUCAGAAAAAAUCGAAUGUUUUCUUAAUUUAAAAACUGGCGCUCUGGAGGUUUUCGUAACAAGAUGACGCACAACCUUGACCUGGUACACAUACUACGUUCAGGUUGUGCACCAUCUUGGUACGAAUACUUCGACAGCACCUGAAAAUUUACCAAAUUAAUAAAUUCAGAACUCAUGUAUAUCUUUUAAAGGUCUUCCAUCACUCACAAUAGACUGUUACUGCUCCGUGGCCAACGAAUGAGUUGGCCACACAAAUGUUCCCAAUAAUGUGAAUUGAACGCUAAAAUUCAAUUCAUAAUACACCCCCUCAAUAUAGGAAUAUAGCAAAUACGUGAAAAUCGAAAUGUAUAUGAAAUAUGAGGUACAACAGACGCUUGAAAAGUGAUUGUUUUCUUCCAAUAAAAAUAGUCCUCUGUUGAGACUUACGUUUAUGGAAUUUUCAACCCAUUCUUCACAAAAAAAUGCGUUUAUACGCCUUUUUAUCACUAAAUUUUCACAAAUAAAAUAUUCUACGUUUUAGGACUCCAACUAGUUAUUCAUUUCCAUAUAAGAUUAGACUAGUAACGGAGAUUCUUCUGAAAAAAA
Molecule: messenger RNA, 2411 nt
Organism: Styela clava
Lineage: Eukaryota; Metazoa; Chordata; Ascidiacea; Stolidobranchia; Styelidae
Source: RefSeq, a predicted model, not a curated record